GUUGUCACAGAUUAGGGGAGGGGCUGCUGUGUAGGUUUAAGUGUUUAAGGUCUGUUUUGGUGUUCUCUAUUCUACUACGGUCUAGGUUUCCUUGACAUUACAAUGCACAGUUUUCUAAGAGCAAAUUCAGCUUACAGCGAAGCAAUACUUUGUCUGGGCAUUAUAUGUGCUGUAGUGCUUUGUAGUUCAGGAGACGUACAACCUAGAGACCCUGUGGACUGUUCACUGUCUGAAUGGUCUUCAUGGACACGCUGUGACCCCUGCCAUAAGAAGAGGUAUCGCUACGCCACGCUUAUCCAGCCGUCUGAGUUUGGAGGGGAGCCAUGUCAUAAUCAUGGCAGAGAGGAGGAACCCUGCACUGUUCCAUCACGAUACUCCUGCCAGAAACCCACUCCUCCAUGCCAAGGCUUCAGUUGUACUGUCACAGGUCGCUGUGUGCUGGAGGAUCUUCGCUGUAAUGGUGAUGAUGAUUGUGGGGAUGGUUCUGAUGAACAGGGCUGUAAUAAAGUGAAAAAAGCAUGCAAUCAGCCAACUGAGGAAUAUUAUGGAAUCGAGAACCUUGCCAAAGGAAUCAACAUUUUGAAUGGUAAACUGGAAGCAGUGGUGCUUGAUAACCGAUACUACGCUGGUGGCUGCUUGCCUCAUUUUAUCCAGGAUGUUCGCUUCAGGAAGCCAUAUAACAUACAACAGUACACAAUAGAGACAAAAGGCUCCUAUGAUUUCACGAUGGAGGCAUACGAGUCUUACAAUGAAUACUUCAUGAGUGAAAGCAAGGCAACUUUAUCCAAGACCAGCGUCUCAUUUGGAAUUGCUAUUCCUGAUGUUUUUGAAUUCAGUUUUAAUUACAAUAACCAUAAGUACAAGAAGUCAGUGAAGAAGAUGCGCAGCUUUUCAGGGACGAAAAAAAAAUUUAUCCGAGCACACUCUGAGCUUGAAGUAGCACGCUAUGCUUUAAAGACAUCAAACCUGAUGUUACACCCUGAAUUCCUGUCCCGCUUGCACGCCCUGCCACCGGAAUACACGUAUGGAGAAUACCGGCAGCUCUACAGUGACUAUGGGACACAUUUUAUCAAAGAGGCAACUCUCGGUGGAGAUUUUGAAUAUACCAUUGUCCUCAAUGAUGAGCGACUUGAAAAAGCUGGAUACACACUUGAAGAAACCAAGAAAUGUGUGCAGUUUGGGCUUAAAGUUGGAGUCAACAUUAAAGUGUAUCUGGGUGCAGGAAUUUCAGCUGGUAGCUGUGAAGGCCUGUUGAAAGAGCUUGGAGAUUCCAGUAAAGAAAGGGAAAUGGUGGAAGACGUCUUUAUUGUGGUCAGAGGGGGUGACAGUGAAACAGUGUCACGUCUAGCUGCAAAACAGCUACCAACUCCAGACAUUAUGCAGCUGUGGGGUGAUGCUGUGUUCUACAAUCCAGAUUUUAUUCGUAAAAAGAUAGAACCACUUUAUGAGUUGGUGCCAUCACAACACUCAAAUGCUAACAUCCUGAAGAAAAACCUAAGGCGAGCUCUGUCAGAGUACCUAAAAGAAAUCAGCUCCUGUCGCUGCUCCCCCUGUCUCAAUAAUGGCAUGGCAGUGCUCAAAGGCACAAGGUGUAUUUGUAUUUGUCCAGCUGGUUUCAGAGGAGUGAGCUGUGAGAUCACCCAACAGAAAGCAUUGGCUGUAGAUGGCAGUUGGAGCUGCUGGUCUUCAUGGUCCACCUGUACAAGGAAGACCCAGCUUCGCACCCGCCAAUGUAACAAUCCGGCCCCGCAGAAUGGUGGAGCAGCAUGCCUUGGGCCUCAAGAGGAAUCAGCUGAUUGCCUCUAACAUUGUGUCAUCCAUCAGUUUCACAAUAGACCCUUUUCACAUUCUCGGGGUUCUCAGAAGCAGAAGUUGUCGUAGUUGUGUGUAAAUGUCUACAGCGGUAAACAGGAGACGAGAGCAAAAAUAUUUUUUGUAUUUGCAUUUGCUGUAAUAGCAAAAGAAAAAUCCAUGAUAGUUUUUCCACGAGUUUCCAAAAGAGGGAAAAAACAUUGAGAGAUUGGCUGCAGCAGUCAGAAGAGAGAAAGAUGUCAAUUUGCCAUCACUCCCUCAGUCACUGUAUUAGAAACACUCUCACAGCAGCGUUAAUUCUUUUUUUUUUUUUUUUUUUUUGCCUAGGUAAUAUAACACAAUAUAGCGUUAUACAUGUGUAUUCAAUUUUUAAAAAAUGAAAUAGAUUUGCAAUGUUGAUAACUGUGGAAAUGUGCCAUCACAGUCUGUGAAAAGUGUCCAUAGUAUCAAAAAGACUUAAAAUUAUACAUUAACACAUUGUUGUAAAUGUAUUAAUUUACUCUGCCAAAUAUGGUGGGCAUAUGUAAAUAAAUCAAUUUCUUUAACCAAAGCUGUAAUAAAUGCUCGAAAAAAAUAAAAUAAAAAAAUAAAAAAAUAAAGUUGAAUGCAUAAAUCUU
Ctenopharyngodon idella (grass carp) is the source of this 2429-nucleotide messenger RNA. RefSeq names its product complement component 8, beta polypeptide (gene c8b). Gene Ontology annotation, biological process: immune response. The coding region runs from base 103 to 1806 and encodes 567 amino acids. Gene Ontology annotation, cellular component: membrane attack complex. Gene Ontology annotation, molecular function: protein binding. NCBI's taxonomy places the organism in Eukaryota, Metazoa, Chordata, Actinopteri, Cypriniformes, Xenocyprididae. The record is from RefSeq and is a predicted model, not a curated record. The transcript has 12 exons.